Messenger RNA from Macrosiphum euphorbiae (potato aphid), 1239 nucleotides. The record is from the annotation of a GenBank genome assembly. NCBI's taxonomy places the organism in Eukaryota, Metazoa, Arthropoda, Insecta, Hemiptera, Aphididae.
AUGCUUCGUGACGAAGAGAUUUUAGAAUUAUUAGGCGAUGGAAACAUAUCGGAAAUCGGAAGUCCAAGAAGUGAAACCGAAGAAAUUGAUUUUCUAUUCGCAGAAUUUGAAAAUUUGUUAGAUAAUUUUGAUGAUGAAAAUGAAGAUUGUUUAAUUGUGCAGGACGAAGAAUGGAUUCCACCACCAUUAACUAUAACAAGUAAACGUAACAUAAAGUGGGCUCAAAAACCUUUCAAUCAGCCAACUAUCAAAUUAGAUGACUUAGAACAAAAUAAUAAUAUAUUAGAAUUAAAAUCACCUUUACAAUACUUUUCUGAGUAUUUUGAUGAUGAUGUUUUCGAAAAUAUGGCAUAUCAUACUAACCUUUAUGCGGUUCAAAAAGGUGUUACUAGAUUCAAACCUACUGAUAUGUACGAAAUGAAACGUUUAAUCGGUAUUCAUAUCAUAAUGGGUAAUUUAAAAUAUCCACGUGUACGUUUGUACUGGCAAAAACAUUUUGAAGUAAAUUUAGUUACUCAAAAUAUGACCCGAGACAGGUUUUUUUCUUUGCGUAAUAAUUUACAUAUCAUAGACAACAAUGAAAUUCCUAAUGGAAACAAAGGCAAAUUUAUAAAAGUCAGGCCGUUGUAUACUGUUCUCCAAAAAAAAUGUAACAGUCUACCAAUGGAAAGAAACUUGUGUGUCGAUGAGCAGAUGGUUCCCUUCAAAGGGCAACUAUCUAUUAAACAAUAUAUAAAGGGAAAACCUAUUAAAUGGGGGGUAAAAGUUUUUCUAUUAUGUGGCGAAAGUGGAACGAUUUAUAAUAUUUUGCCGUUUCAAGGGUAUUAUGAAUGUGACCAAGACUUAAUAAAACACGUUGGUUCUGGAGCUACUGUUGUGUUGUAUCUUACGCAAAACGUGAAGCCAAAUCGACAUUUUUUAUUUUUUGAUAAUUUUUUUUCUUCAUUUGGCUUAUUUGAAAGAUUACAACAACUUCAAAUAUAUGCUGCUGGGACAAUUCGAACAAAUUGGUUUGCUAACCCACCAUUGUUGAGUGACAAAGAAAUGCGUAAACUGGGCAGAGGAGCCACAUUCGAGGUAACAACAGAUGUACCUGGUUGUAAUAUUGGCAUUGUAAAAUGGUUCGACAACAAAGCAGUCAAUUUAGGAUCAAAUUUCAUAGCGUCUGGAGAAGUAGGCCGUGUAACUCGUUGGGAUAAAAAAAAAAACGGUUUGUUGAUAUUGAAAGGCCCGAAAUAG